CGGCGCCGGGCAGUGGCUCCCUCCCUCCCGGCCCUGCCCCGCAGCACUCGGGGGGCUCCCCCUGAACCCCCACCCCCCCACCCCAGCAGCCACAGCCCCUCCGGCAUGGCGCUGUCCCUGGCCGGCGAGCCGGGCCCCACGACGGCCGGAGACCCGCUGGGGAUGAGCCCCGCUGGGCUCGCCGCCUACUACCCGCCUUUCCUGCCCCCCGCGCAGUACUUCGAGACGACCCCCGACUUCUUGGAGCCCCUCAAGCCGCUGGGCAGGCUGCUCCCCUCCUCGCCGCCCUUACCCCCCUUCAGCAUCCCCGCUUUCCUCAGCCAGCCGGCCGCGCUGCCCGGCGAGCCCAUCCCCGGCCUCCCCUUGCCCCCUUACGCCAAACCUCCGCCCGUUUCGGCCCCCUCGGUCCCCUCGGAGGGGUCCCCCCCGGGGCCGGACACCCCUCGCCGGGCAGCCCGGCCGCCGGCGGACGGCGAGGCGGCGGGGCAGAGCUGCAGCUACCGCUUCACCGAGGAAGAGCUGAACGCCGUUCUGUACGGGGCGCUCCGCAGCAGCCAGCUGGCCGGCAGCCUGCACGCCAUCUCGGGGCUCAGGGUGCCCCCCGGCAGCCCGGGUGCUGCCCACUCCUCGUCGGCCCCGCCGCCGCCCGACAGGGACUCGCUGCAGCUGCCCGAAGGGCUGGCGGUGCUGAGGGUGGCCUACGGGGACCUCGCCCACCUCGGAGUCUUCUGCACGGACCCCAUCCCCAAAGGAGUCCGCUUCGGCCCUUUCCAAGGCAAAGUGGUCAACACCACCGAGAUCAAGACUUACGACGACAACUCGCUGAUGUGGGAGAUCUUCGAGUACGGGCAGCUGAGCCACUUCAUAGACGGCAAGGGCGCCUCUGGCAACUGGAUGUCCCUGGUGAACUGCGCCAGGUUCCCCGAGGAGCAGAACUUGACGGCGAUCCAGUGCCAGGGGCAGAUCUUCUAUGAGAGCUGCAAGGAAAUUUUGCCCAAGGAGGAGCUGCUGGUGUGGUACGGGGACUGCUACGUGCAGUUCCUGGGCAUCCCCAUCAGCCUGAAGGGCAUGCCGGAGGGGAUGAGACCCCCGCCGCACCCCGAAGACGCCGGGGAGAGCUUCAAGUGUGAGCGGUGCGGGAAGGUCUUCGCCUACAAGUACUACCGGGACAAGCACCUCAAGUACACCCGCUGUGUGGACCAGGGGGACAGGAAAUUUCCUUGCCAUCUUUGUAGCCGAUCCUUUGAAAAAAGGGACAGGCUGAGGAUCCAUAUUCUCCACGUUCACGAGAAGCACAGACCUCACAAGUGUUCAGUGUGUGGGAAGAGCUUCUCUCAGUCCUCCAGCCUGAACAAGCACAUGAGGGUUCACUCCGGGGAGCGCCCCUACAAAUGCGUCUACUGCAACAAGGCAUUCACAGCCUCCAGCAUCCUGCGCACACACAUCCGCCAGCACUCUGGAGAGAAGCCCUUCAAGUGCAAGCACUGUGGCAAAGCCUUCGCCUCGCACGCCGCCCAUGACAGCCACAUGAGGCGCACGCACAGCAGGGACAAUGGUGGCACUUGCUCGCUGUGCGGCCAGCACUUCCCCGAGCAGGAGGAUUACCACUUCCACAUGAAGACCCACGCUGCUCAUUAGUCAAAGGUGGAUGGGUCCUGGACCAGCUUCCUGCACCUCGGUCUCUGGAAGCAUCGUUUUGCUCUGGAAGGAGCGACACCGGUACCUCCAGGACCCCCCAGCCGGCUGAGAUGUGCGAUGGGAGAUUCGUCCGGCUGAUCGAUGGGAAAGGGUGCUAAAAUCUGAUUUAUCCAGAAAUGUCCCCCAGAAUACCCAGAGUGGCCCGCAGGAGCGUUACUUUAUCUCUGAACUAGCUUCCUCCCCUUCUUCUCAGGGUUUAUUGCCUGCACUAAUAGGGUCUCGGGUCUUUUCCUGAUAGAUGCCUGAAUGGUAGGCAGUAGAUUUAGAGAUAAUAAUGACAAUGACUCUGAUAAUGGCCGGCUCCGUAGCCCAAAGCUGACGGCGGGGAGUGUGAAAGGAUCCUGGCCCAGGCGGGCCCAGCACUUUCCUCCCUUCCUGCUGGGAGAUUAUCUCCACCCUCAGGAGUUUAACUUGCUCUGAGGGUCAGCCCUCUUUGACCCGCUCCCUUCUGACACCAGGAUUGACAUGUAAAGGUAUUUUCGAGCAUCCCUAUUGAUUUCAUCACAAUGGAGCCAUUGCGGCACAAUGGCCCAGCCCAGGGCUUUCUGGCCCUGGCAGCUGCUGCGUAGGGGCAGGGGAUGGAUGGAGCAGGAUGGGGCUCUGCCGAGCCUCGGUCCUGUGAGGGCUGGCUGCCACCGUCCCCAGGGCACCUUCUCCAAGGCAGUCAAGACAAGGUGGAAGCUUGCAGGAGAGGGAGGUAUUUGGGCAACCUUCUGAUCAAAUUGUUUGUAACCAAUAUUUAUUACGUCUUCUUUGGCACGCCCCAGAACAAGGAAAGUUUCCCCCUUGAUGAUUUCAGUGUGCUGGCCUCUGCCAGGUCCUUGUCUUGUCCUGCUGAAUAUAUCUUCCUAAUCCCGUUUGUUCAAUUCCUUUUGAUUUUCCAAGGGCAGAGCUUGCAUUUACAUGCCUGGUGAUGUGGUUGCUAGAUCAUUGCAUAUAUGCCUCCAUAACCAACUUCAGAAACUCAUGUAACACUCUACUAAGCUAAUAGCUCUCUGCCUUUUGGCAUUUGUCAGUGUAGGGCAUCUAUCCUCACUGUAGCUGGGGCUCUAGUAGCUGAACAGAAUAUCCUAGGCAGGUGUCCCUGAAUUCGUUUUCUACCCCUCUAUAAUAAAGUUAUUUAUUUGUUAUAGGCACUUAGGUAUACAUGGAAUUUCCGCCUGCAUUGCUAAAUUUCCUUUUGUGCAGACUUUCUCCUUGGAGCUGAAGCCCUUUUGUUAUUUUAAGUAGUGAACAAAUCGACACAACUUUGUACCUACUUAAAACUUUCAAGAUUAUAAUUAGCACAUAUAUGGGAAAAGAUCUAAGACAUACACACUCUUUAGAAGAAAGACAGAUGCUUGUAUUGCUUGAUUAAAACCUUACUGUCUGCUACGCCAGUUACACUGAUUAAAAUUUACUCCUUCAUUAACAGUGUCUUAAAUAAGUAUAUUUAUGUUGAGAUACUUAUGGCCUGUUAUACCUCUUAUUUCCUCAGUAAUAUUUAGUAGCUGUUCACUUCAUAUCCUGCCCAUAUUCAAGAGCCUGGUGGAAAGCAGGCACAACAAUUAGGGGCUGCUGCUAUAUGCUUAUUGCUUUAUAUAUUUCAGAUGUAAAAACAUGAGAACAUGAGUCUCUUGAGAUAGGCGGAGGCCUCUUGAUGAAUGAUGAAUUCAACAAAAGCCUGAAAGCCAGCCUCCUUGCUAUGAUAUUUACUACUGAACACCCACACUUCCCCAGGUGUAGGGGCUUGUAUGAAAGGGAGAAGUUCCCUUGGAAGAAAAAAAAUCACAUUAGAGGAUACUGAGAUUGUAUCACAAUGGACACACUGCAAGAAGCCAAAGAGGUUAAAGAGAAGAAGCAAACAAAUAAUUUUAAUUCCAGUGAA
Molecule: messenger RNA, 3565 nt
Organism: Oxyura jamaicensis (ruddy duck)
Lineage: Eukaryota; Metazoa; Chordata; Aves; Anseriformes; Anatidae
Gene: PRDM14
Product: PR/SET domain 14
Exons: 8
Coding region: 106-1638 (510 amino acids)
Biological process (GO): regulation of transcription by RNA polymerase II
Cellular component (GO): nucleus
Molecular function (GO): RNA polymerase II transcription regulatory region sequence-specific DNA binding; protein binding
Source: RefSeq, a predicted model, not a curated record